AUGGUUUGGGCAGUUAGAGAUAUCGAGCUUAUGGAAGAAGGACCAGCUGGACCAAAGGCACACUCCGGGCAGAGAGUCAGUCCCCAGGAGGCCUCGGUGCCCUUGGCUCAUUCACCUGCAGCCAGACCACAGAAGCUCUCUCACCUCUGUCUCAGCACCACCACCUGUGGACUGUCGGAAGCCAGUCUGUCUUGUCUGCGUCCAGCCCUGGGGAUAGUCCACCACUGUGAGGACUUGGAAAUGUGCUUGUGCUGGGCCUGUGUCAGACUUGCACCUCCAGACCUGUGUGGCCCAAGCAGGCCUGCCUGGUUUCUGCAGAAUGAACCUAGUGACCACUGGACGACUCCUCAGUGUCCAGUGGGGGAGGCUGUGGGCAGGGGCUGCACGUGA
Molecule: messenger RNA, 390 nt
Organism: Rangifer tarandus platyrhynchus (Svalbard reindeer)
Lineage: Eukaryota; Metazoa; Chordata; Mammalia; Artiodactyla; Cervidae
Source: the annotation of a GenBank genome assembly